Messenger RNA from Blepharisma stoltei, 312 nucleotides. The record is from the annotation of a GenBank genome assembly. NCBI's taxonomy places the organism in Eukaryota, Ciliophora, Heterotrichea, Heterotrichida, Blepharismidae.
AUGCAAAUAGUUAUCAAAACUCUAGCUGGUCGUACUAUAACACUUGAUGCCGAGCCAUCAGAUACCAUAAGAUGCAUCAAAAAUAAAAUUUCAUUAAACUUUAUUUGUUUAAGGUGUCGAACACCUCGCGCCCAAAUGUGACUUGAGCCAAAAAUUUGUGACGUCACUGUUAUUUCUGGUCAAAAUAGACAGACCAGUCUAAAACUGCCGUCUUUAGCGGAUAAACUCACUUGGUGGAUUGCCUUCUCUCUAAACUUAGCUUCUGCACGUAUUUCUUAUAAGGUCUCCUUCCUCGAGAGUGAUGAACAGUAA